CAGAUAUUCUUGCAAAGUCAUGAUGAAAGUACUGCUGCACAACAAAAACGAAACAGAUUACCCGAUCAUUCACAAUUAGAAAAAAUUCUUGUACGUUGGUUCAAUCUUGCAUUAGAAAAUCAUAUUACAAUUACAGGUUUAAUCUUGCAAGAAAAAGCAAAACAAAUUGCAAAUACUUUAGAUAUUCAAAAUUUUGCUGUUUCUGAUACAAAUCUAACCAAUGAACCCCCAAAUCCUGUUACAAUUUAUGAUACAAUUCAGUUUGUUGCACAGGCAUGGAAUAAGCAAAAAACUAGUAUUCUUCUUUUUGCAGAAAUUGAUGAAUGUCUGAAUACAGAAGUUUCAGCUAAAAUAAAUAAUGACAAUGAGGAAACAGAAUUAAAAAAUCUCAUUACACAAUUUCAGGAUUUAAAAAAUCCUGAAAACCCUGAGCAUUUAAAUAUUUCUAUAUAUGAGUUUAUCGAAAUUGAUAAUAAAUAUACAACAGGUGAAAUGCCUACAAUUAACGAGCUUAUAGAAGAAAUACAAAAAAGUGAACCUGAAGAAGAAGAACUAAAAAAGCAAAAACCUGUUAUACUAACUCAAGCUGUUACCGGAAUAGAUUCAGUAUUGGGUUAUAUUGAACAGCUUGAAUUGAAUUUUCAAAUUGAUAUUAAAGUUUUUGCUGAACUUAAACGGAUGCGAAAAGAGCUUGCUUAUUUAACAAAAAAAAAUUCAAAGCAAACAAAAUUGGAUUCAUUUUUUUAUUAA
Molecule: messenger RNA, 750 nt
Organism: Racocetra persica
Lineage: Eukaryota; Fungi; Glomeromycota; Glomeromycetes; Diversisporales; Gigasporaceae
Source: the annotation of a GenBank genome assembly